AAACAAACAACGACAAAGUAAAGUUAUAGGCUCAUAUACCCACCCUCUUUCACGUGGCUUACCACGUUCCUUCCACUAUCGUUUACUACCAAUUUUAUUAAUACCUUUGAAAAACCAACCGCUCGAGCUAUGAUUAAUGGUCAGAUCAGACGCCCACAUUCACAUUCAGCGGCACUCAUGGGUUCCAACACCAAACUCAUUCUAGCGCUGCUAGGCCUCCUCAUCACCACCGCUACCGUCGCAACCGGUUACACCAACCACACCGUUGGCGGUGAUGCUGGCUGGUUCUUUCAUUCUAAAACUAACACAUCCGCCACCAAUUACACGUCCUGGGCUGCUAAUCAGACUUUCAGUCUCGGCGACUAUCUCAUAUUUAGGACCACCACAAAUCAGACGGUGAUCCAGACGUACAAUGAAACGACUUAUCGUAAUUGUACUACGGACGAUGCUUCAGACACCGAUACCUUCCAAUACAACGGCGGGAACACAGACUUUGAUCAAUCCUUGACCAUUGAAGUGCCGUUGACUAUUGAGGGCGCAAACUACUACUUCUCCGACGCUGGCGAUGGUGUCCAAUGUCAGCGUGGCAUGGCAUUCAAGAUCCUCGUUCGGCACGGCAGUGGGUUGCCUCCCAGCCUCAACCAGCCUCCGCCUCCUCCCUACGUCGAGGCUCCGAGUGACCCAGCUCAGUCUCCGCCGGUCACGAUUAACGGCGAGUCACCGUCGUUGAAUAACAAAGCCGCGGUCGGCGGUGCGAACACAGGAGUGAUGCUAUGUUUACUUCUCUUUGGUGUUACAAGUUCGUUGAUGACUAUGAUGUGGUAGAGUGAAGGGUAGGGUAGGGAGAAGAGUGGCAUUUUAGAAUCUUCAAGGUGUUUUAGUCUGGUUAUCCAACGGAAGGCAUCAAUUCUAUUACGUUUUAGUACUUUUUUUAUUGAUACAGUUCAAACAGCAAUGAAUCAUAUCAUAUACCGUUGAUUAAA
Molecule: messenger RNA, 983 nt
Organism: Gossypium arboreum
Lineage: Eukaryota; Viridiplantae; Streptophyta; Magnoliopsida; Malvales; Malvaceae
Product: blue copper protein-like
Exons: 2
Coding region: 130-825 (231 amino acids)
Cellular component (GO): plasma membrane
Molecular function (GO): electron transfer activity
Source: RefSeq, a predicted model, not a curated record